Molecule: messenger RNA, 2948 nt
Organism: Oncorhynchus keta (chum salmon)
Lineage: Eukaryota; Metazoa; Chordata; Actinopteri; Salmoniformes; Salmonidae
Exons: 3
Coding region: 244-444 (66 amino acids)
Biological process (GO): endoplasmic reticulum unfolded protein response
Cellular component (GO): endoplasmic reticulum
Source: RefSeq, a predicted model, not a curated record
AGGGUAGAAGCAUCUACUUCCGGUAGCCAGCCGGCUAACAGCAAGCUAACAACCGUUAGCCUUCGCGGCCUGGACGCUAGCAGUUAUCGGCUACUCUUAUUCAUCGCUUUAAAAAAAAAAGUUUCUAAUCAACAAACUGCCCUCCUUUCUCAUUAGUCCUUAUCUGUAAGUGAUACGCCGGUGGCUGAGUUAGUGUAUCGUUAUUUCGUGGCUGUGAGUGACUUUGACACACCGGUUGUCGACAUGUCGGCGGUCCAACGGAUGAAAGUGGCUAACGAGAAACACAGCAAGACCAUAACGCAGCGAGGACACGUCCAGAAAACCACGCGGGUGGUGAAUGAGGAGAAGUCUCCUGUUGGUCCCUGGUUACUGGCCCUCUUUGUCUUUGUGGUGUGUGGAUCAGCCAUCUUCCAGAUCAUCCAGAGUAUCAGGCAGGGGUUGUGAUGGUUGUCACCCAGAUCAGAGCCUCCUCCCCUGGGAGAACACCAACAGCCUCACCCCAUCCCUGCUCCAGCCACAGACAGACAUCCAGUGUUCUCCCUUUACUCAUACACCCCCCCCUCCUCUCUGUGUCGAGUUAAAACAUUUUAGGGUUCCCGAGUGGCGCAACGGUCUAAGGCACUGCAUCUCAGUGGUAGAGGUGUCACUACAGCCCCUGGUUUGAUCCCAGGCUGUAUCACAACUGGCCGUGAUCGGGAGUCCCAUAGGGCGGCGCACAAUUGGCCCAGCGUCGUCCGGGUUUGGGGAGGGUUUGGCCGUGGUAGGCCGUCAUUGUAAAUAAGAAUUUGUUCUUAACUGACUUGCCUAGUUAAAUAAAGGUAAAAUAAAAAAAUUAAACAUCAGCUGACACACAUCGUCCCCAUCUCUGUCAAGGUAAACAUCAGCAGGUUCUCCAUACUGUGAAUUAGAUCACCCCCUCUCUGUCAAGGUAAACAUCAGCAGGUUCUCCAUACUGUGAAUUAGAUCACCCCCUCUCUGUCAAGGUAAACAUCAGCAGGUUCUCCAUACUGUGAAUUAGAUCACCCCCUCUCUGUCAAGGUAAACAUCAGCAGGUUCUCCAUACUGUGAAUUAGAUCACCCCCUCUCUGUCAAGGUAAACAUCAGCAGGUUCUCCAUACUGUGAAUUAGAUCACCCCCUCUCUGUCAAGGUAAACAUCAGCAGGUUCUCCAUACUGUGAAUUAGAUCACCCCCUCUCUGUCAAGGUAAACAUCAGCAGGUUCUCCAUACUGUGAAUGUCUCCAGGACUUUCUUUUUUAACAUUGUAAUGUUGAAAUAUGAAAUUUCUUACGUAGUUCUUGAAAUAACCAUUUUUGUUUAUGGGUCUUAAUGUCGGUUCUCCUGUCUCAUCUGAGCUCUGUAACACUGAUCCCAGGUCAGUUUGGUAUUGGUCCCACUGUAGGUUACUGUUGGGGUGUGGGGAGGGAACCACUGCUCUAGGUUCAGUCUCAUCGUGGUAGUCCAGUAGACUGACUGACUGCUGUGACAUGAUCUGUCCUUGUUUUUGAUAUGAUCCCUCUGAUAAUCUCCCUUGUAUGAUCUGAUAUCUCCCUUGUAUGAUCUGAUAUCUCCCUUGUAUGAUCUGAUAUCUCCCUUGUAUGAUCUGAUAUCUCCCUUGUAUAUCUCCCUUGUAUGAUCUGAUAUCUCCCUUGUAUAUCUCCCUUGUAUGAUCUGAUAUCUCCCUUGUAUGAUCUGAUAUCUCCCUUGUAUGAUCUGAUAUCUCCCCUGUAUGAUCUGAUAUCUCCCCUGUAUGAUCUGAUAUCUCCCUUGUAUGAUCUGAUAUCUCCCUCAUCGCUCUGUUCCCUUAUCCUGCCAUCUCCCCUCUCCCAUCCCCCCUCUCCUGUGUGUGUGUGUGUGUGUCUGUAUCUAGGAAGUUUUCAGUCUGUUUUCACUGUCUUCAGUUGUCUUUUACACUGGCCGUUCUGUUACUGUGGUAUCUACGUGCUGAAUGGCCAGUGUGUGUGUGUGUGCGUGUGUGUGUGUGUGUGUGCGUGUGUGUGUGUGUGAAGCAGCACUCCCUAGAGGCAGACACCUCUCCUGAACACCCAGUGUGUGUGUGUGUGUGUGUGUGUGUGUGUGUGUGUGUGUGUGUGUGUGUGUGUGUGUGUGUGUGUGUGUGUGUGUGUGUGUGUGUGUGUGUGUGUGUGUGUGUGUGUGUGUGCGUGCGUGUGUGUGAAGCAGCACUCCCUAGAGGCAGACACCUCUCCUGAACACCCAGUGUGUGUGUGUGUGUGUGUGUGAAGCAGCACUCCCUAGAGGCAGACACCUCUCCUGAACACCCAGUGUGUGUGUGAAGCAGCACUCCCUAGAGGCAGACACCUCUCCUGAACACCCAGUGUGUGUGUGUGUGAAGCAGCACUCCCUAGAGGCAGACACCUGUCCUGAACACCCAGUGUGUGUGUGUGUGUGUGAAGCAGCACUCCCUAGAGGCAGACACCUCUCCUGAACACCCAGUGUGUGUGUGUGUGAAGCAGCACUCCCUAGAGGCAGACACCUCUCCUGAACACCCAGUGUGUGUGUGUGUGUGUGUGUGUGUGUGUGUGUGUGUGUGUGUGUGAAGCAGCACUCCCUAGAGGCAGACACCUCUCCUGAACACCCAGUGUGUGUGUGUGUGUGAAGCAGCACUCCCUAGAGGCAGACACCUCUCCUGAACACCCAGAGUGUGUGUGUGUGUGUGAAGCAGCACUCCCUAGAGGCAGACACCUCUCCUGAACACCCAGUGUGUGUGUGUGUGUGUGUGAAGCAGCACUCCCUAGAGGCAGACACCUCUCCUGAACACCCAGUGUGUGUGUGUGUGUGUGUGUGUGUGUGAAGCAGCACUCCCUAGAGGCAGACACCUCUCCUGAACACCCAGAGUGAACGUGUGUGUCAGUCCACCUCCCUCCUGUAAAACGCUAUGCAAAUGAGUUUUAUACAAAUAAAACAGAGGUUUUUUUUUUCCUCUAAAGAU